Molecule: messenger RNA, 719 nt
Organism: Triticum urartu
Lineage: Eukaryota; Viridiplantae; Streptophyta; Magnoliopsida; Poales; Poaceae
Product: FCS-Like Zinc finger 1-like
Source: RefSeq, a predicted model, not a curated record
CCUCCUUCCUCCCAACCAACCGAGCAACAAGGAGGGAGCUAGACGGACACCAACCGAGCCUGGAAAUGGAGGACUUCUACUACUUCCCCAGCUCCCUGGAGACCUCUGAAAUUGUCCACAGAGGGUUCCUCCCCGUCGUGCACUCCUCCCCCCGCAACCGGAGCUCGCCGUCGCCGAGGCCCCGGCGCGGGUCCCGUGACGACGCCGGCGAGCUCGGCCACCACUACCUCGACGCCUGCUUCCGGUGCGGGCGGACAAUCGCUGGAAACAAGGACAUCUUCAUGUACAGAGGCGACACCCCGUUCUGCAGCGAGGAGUGCCGGCAGCAGCAGAUCGACACCGACGAGGCGGCGGAGAAGAGAUCCAAGAAGUCCGCGGCCGCGACGACGACGGAGCAGCAGUCGCAGCGGCAGAGCCCGCACAGAGUGCCCGUCUGGGCUCGGUAGAAGCGUCCAUGGAUCAAAUGGCCUACUGUGCUCGACACUCCUCCGUCCAUAUAGGCUUCAGGAUUGUGGAUGUAUGCGGACCGACGUGAUAUGAGCAGCUUGAGGGAGCUGGUUAUAUUCCAUAUUGGAAUACAGUUCUUGGAGGCAAAAGAAGAUCGUCUCGUCUGGAAACGCUCAUUAUAUGUGUGAUUAACAUGCUUUCUUCCUUGUGUGCGAUCCCCAUGUAGUCCAAAAUUUUGGCAUGGAAGAAAUAAGAUCACCGAGGCUCCCAUC